AUGGCUGAUGAGGAGGAGCGCAUCAAGGCUGAGAAGCUGGCCGCUGCUAAAAAAAGAGUGGCCCAGCUCCAAAAACAAAAGAAAAAGGCCAACAAGAAGGCCACUCCCGCCACCGAUACAGCAAAGGAAGCCGACUCAUCCAAGGAGUCCGAUCAGGUAGAGGAAGCUGAGGCUGCAGCGUCCACAGCAGACCAACCUCCAGCAGAUGACCCCGCCGAGGACAAUCACCAGAGCAACAAGAUGAAUCUACAGAAUCACCCGUUGAACCCAUGCCCCCCCGCGCCUACCUCUCCAGACCCUGAGGCCGACCCGCAACCUGCUCGUUUAGAUACCCCUCGCGCAGGCCAUGGACGCCAACCCUCGCUAUCAAUCCAGUCGAAGAUGCGCUCUUCAUCCUUCCGCAAAACCUCCGUAUCCCAGGGCAGCCACUCGCCCUCUCCAGCAUCCCUCAAAUCGCCCCCGCAGUCACUACCACCCCUGACUGGAGACGGGGACUCAGUGCACGAAGUGUUCCGUAAGCAGUCGACACGGAUUGAGGAACUGGAAAAGGAGAAUAAGCGCAUUGAGAAGGAGCUCGGUGAUGCGACGACGCGCUGGAAGAAAACAGAGGAUCAAUUGGAGGAUCUCCGAGAGGCGAGCGUUGAUGGAGCGGAAUUAAGGGAGAAGCUAAAGGCAGCGGAGGAGAAGGCGGCGAGUAUCGAGUCAUUGAAAGAGGAAAUCGCCUCACUACAACGACAAAACUCACAGCUUCAAUCCCGGUCACACCGUAAUAAUGCCAGUGUUUCUAUCCCACCUCCAUCAGACUCUCCACCGGCUGAUCUUGUGCGCCAGCUCGAGUCAAAAUCGGCUACUAUUGAGGCUAUGGAAUUAGAAAUUUCUAAUCUGCGGGCUCAAAUCAACUCCCACUCUUCUUCCGAUAGUGCGCACGAGACUCAGCUCGCUGCGUUGGAAGGGAAGGUCUCUCAAAGUCAGGGUGCUCUGGAGAAGUCCGAGCGUGAGCUGGCUGAUACGAAGCAAGCGCUGACACGGGCAUCCGAGAAGGCUGUCAAAGAAGGAGUGGAUAAGACCUCUACAGAGACUCUGAUCAAGAGUCUCCAGCGGGAGGUCGAGGAUCUUAAGAACGAGAAAACAGAGUCAGACAAGAAGAUUGACACGCUGGAGAAGAAACUCCAGGCGAUGGGUAAUCUACACAAAGAAUCCGAGGCUCGUCACCAAACCCGUCUCCGUGAGACCGAGAAGUCGGAUAAGGAGACUGCUGUUCUUCGGAAGAAAUUAGCCAGCAUUGAGAACGAAAAUCUCCGACUCCGUGAAGAACGUGACCGCAUCCGCAAGCGAGAUGCCGGCGGAGCAGAUGACGAAGCCCUGGACGAGCUCGAAGAUGAGGAACGUCAGCGUCUUGAACGUCGCAUCCGGGAGCUGGAAGGAGAAGUCUUCGAUUUACGCCGUGGUGUCUGGCAAGAGAAGCGUCAAGAACUUGCAGGCCAGCCAUUUUCAGAAGAGAACCUGGACUACUCCGCCGGAGACGCCGCAGCUAAUGCCUUUGACGACGUUGAUCUCGUUGGAGGUCGUCCAGACCACGCUCGUCGUCGUAGUAUGGCUCAACAGCAACACCAUUCUUCCUUCUCGACUGUUCUAUCUAGUGGAUUUGCUGCGUUCACUGGUGGUAACAAUAACAACUCUAAUCGCGCCCGAGCUGGCUCUUCUAACCCACUUCAUCAUGCCCCUGCAACACGUGGUAGUCUUGAACUCCUCUCCGAAGAGAAUCUGGAAGAUGAUUUCGAUGAGGCGGAGUUCAGUCGUGCCCAGGCUGAGGAGGAGGCCCGGAAACGGGUGGAAUGGGUCCGUGAUACCAAGCGGAAACUGCGCGACUGGAAUGGAUGGCGACUGGAUCUGGUUGAUAGUCGUGCUGGUGCUGAGGGAGCCGGUGUGGGAAUGGGUGAGAUUUUUGAAGUUUAA
Messenger RNA from Penicillium malachiteum, 1956 nucleotides. RefSeq lists its product as uncharacterized. NCBI's taxonomy places the organism in Eukaryota, Fungi, Ascomycota, Eurotiomycetes, Eurotiales, Aspergillaceae. The coding region runs from base 1 to 1956 and encodes 651 amino acids. The transcript has 4 exons. The record is from RefSeq and is a predicted model, not a curated record.